This is a messenger RNA of Gigantopelta aegis, 2028 nucleotides long. RefSeq lists its product as uncharacterized. The coding region runs from base 131 to 1975 and encodes 614 amino acids. NCBI's taxonomy places the organism in Eukaryota, Metazoa, Mollusca, Gastropoda, Neomphalida, Peltospiridae. The record is from RefSeq and is a predicted model, not a curated record. The transcript has 7 exons.
GGUAGAGGGCGAUCCUCCCAAUUAACGGUCAUCGAAAGACGCUUGUGACUUUACAAAUGACUUGCAUAUUGAUUACCUUCCGUUUUUAAUGCCAUUUUUGAUUCUCGGACUAUAGGGAUGUACCGAAAACAUGUUUAUUGGAUUAUAUUGUUUGAUUUUGUUGUUGUUACCAGAUUCUGAAGGUGUCAUUGUGGAGAAGCAGAAAUCGGUCUGCAAUGACCACUGCUCCGUUCUGCAGCUGCACUGCCCUCGUUUUCACCGAAUCGCCAUCAGAGAGGCUCUGUAUGGGGUCCACUCCUUAAACUCCGCCUGUCCCGUCAACAUGGAUUGUUCAGACGCCAAGAGGGACAUAUGCUGUGAAAUGGUCGGGGGUAUGGACUGUCUCUUCCCCUACCCUCUGGACCACCUGAACAGCUUCCACACGAACUGCUCGGGCAAAGUGAUGUGUUCCGUGGAGAUGGACCACAAACAAGCGGCGUCGUCGGCGUGUUCCACGGCAGACCACAGAAACGUGUCUAGCUACUCCCUCGUCGACUAUGUCUGCGUUAAUGCUACGUUUACGGCAGAGAUAUGCAGCGAAACGGAAAUCUCCGUCAUAGGAAGAACGCUGUUUGCUAUAUAUAAUCCACACGACUAUUCUUCUCCGUUGACCGACACUUCGUGCACGUGCACUGCACGUUCCCACCAAUGGAGGACGGCAACGAACUACAUCUCGUCCUUCGCCGUGGACCUGCGUCUGACGGCGGAGUCCGGCUGCUCGGACACUGAACUGUUCAUGGCCUCGGGAGGCGAGUCCCAAGACGUCACCUGUGAAACAAGCAAGGGCGAUUCUUGGUUCCUGUAUCCGUUCGUUUCCAUUCUGAACUCUACAGGGGACUCCAUGGCAAGGUUGACAAUCGGGAAAAAUAAUCCGGAUUUUGUCUGGAUAGGAUUUGAAGGUAGUUUUGACGAAGAUAUUGUUUUGACCUGCAAGAGAGAUAAACCACACAAGGAAGAUCCUAAUGGCCCUACUCACAGUCAUGGUAAAUCGCCAAAUAACACCAUAAACAGAGUACACCAACGAUUUACUCCUCAAAAACCUUCAGAUAAAACAUCACCUGCUUGGAUAGCAAUAGGAACUGUUUUGGGCCUGGUCGUUAUGGCAGUCUUUGCACUGAUUAUCCUAUGGCUGAUUAGACGGAAAUCUAAGAAAGAGGAGAAGCCUCCCACUGUGGACAGCCAGAACCAGACCCACAUAUACGCAGAUUGUGACGAGCAGUUGACCAACCAGACUGGUCUAUCGUUGGAGCCUUUGGUCCUGGACGCCACGUAUUCCACCGUCGAAGAGAUGGCCUCCAUGGGCAACGCAUACGCCGUUCCGUGGGAGUACAAGAAAGCCACGUUCGACAGACAAGGCGGCGUCCAGUGCAAUGGGGCAUCAGCAAGAGAUGUGGAUUCGUCACGCGUGGACAGCGACGGGUUCGAGGACGUGUAUUUCACCCCGGAGCCGGAGCGAAGGAGCAAGUACCUGCAGGACACGUCGCCCGAGACAGAAGAUGCAGAAGAAGACCUAGAAGACAAGUAUGUGUCCGUGGAGGACAUCAAGCGGAACAAAAGAGCCAAGAAGAAAGUGCUCCUUAGAGAAAAACCAGACGACUACGAUAAACUGGAAUACAAUAAAAAGAGCCCCGAUGAGCCACCUCCUGGUUAUUCCAAGCUGGGAUUCUUUACCAACAGAGGUUACGACUCCACCAGUGACUAUUCUAAUCCCGACUCUGGCAAUACUGCUGACACGAGAAUCUCCAAGGACUGUGAUAGGUUACAUGUUAAUAAGCCGUCUGUUGGUCAUCCACAAGGGAAUACGACUUCUACCGAUCCCAAAUCUAAUAACCGCGAUACCGAAGACACGGAAUUGUAUGCCAACUCAAAACGUGACAGUGCUUGUUAUGCAAAUACUACCAAUGAAUGUAACUCGCCAUACGAAUUGGCGAAAUAGUUUGACACUAAUGUAUAAGAAUGGUGUGAUUAAAUGUUUCGUUUUUGUUGUUA